AUCUGGAAAGAACAAUCAGCAACAGCAACCACCCCAAACUACAAACUCAACAAACUAUACUCAGUCAACAUGUGCGAAAGCGGAAGCUGCUCUUGCGGUGACAGCUGCAGCUGCUCCGGCUGCACCGCCCACUCCAAGUAAGGAGAGAGGCGUGCUUGCUUGACGGGACCCAAGACAAGAGUUGAUGGAUCGUCGACGCCAUAGGGGGAAAAAAAAAAAGGGGAUGGCUUUGUGAAUCUCCUUCAAGGGAUCUGGAAUGGGCGGUCAUCGAGUCUGUCGGGAGACCGUUGUUGCUUCUUCCUGAGCGUUGAGGAUAAUUCCGGUUAGCUAUCAAUCGGGUCCGUUUCACGCUUGACUGCUCUCUCCUUCAAAUAAGUCUCGAGAGUGAUUUUGACAGGU
Messenger RNA from Thermothelomyces thermophilus ATCC 42464, 399 nucleotides. RefSeq lists its product as uncharacterized. The record is from RefSeq and is a predicted model, not a curated record. The annotation marks the transcript as partial. Lineage: Eukaryota; Fungi; Ascomycota; Sordariomycetes; Sordariales; Chaetomiaceae. The transcript is spliced from 2 exons.